CUUAAAAUUGUAACACAAUAAUCAUGUGCCGUGCUACUGUUUAGCUUGUUAGCCAACUAGCUCUUCACCUACGUUGAGAGUUCAGAUCUCAUUUCCAACACAACAUAGAAAUAAAUGGAUCGACACGCCGGUAUAAAUAUUUCACAUUUGUUUUAGCCACUAAGCGGCUAAGCCGAUGUGAAACAGGGCAGCUGUUCUUAAUGUGCCAUGAUUGGAGCUAGUUAGCUGACUUAACUCACUUGCUAAACUUGAAAGACAGCUUUACAAGGCUUUUAGAAUUGUCCCAGACAUUAAUAAGCCCCUCUCAUAGUACUUAUUCAUUUAAACUGGACUACAGCGUGACACCUGUAGGAGCUAUGGACUAGUUAUUGAUUUGUAUGAAUUUAGUGUCCUGCAUCAAGACGAUUCGUACAUGGUUACCGGUCACUGAGCAGAGUUUUAAUAGAAACUGCUGGUAGAUGGUGAAGAUGGUCAGUUUUGGGAGGAAAGUGUGGUGUGGGAUGGAGAAGGGCUUCUGCUACCUGCCCAUCGUGCUCAAUACAACUCUGGUGUUCUCCAUCACGGCUGAAGUGAGCUAUCUGGUUUUGAUGGAAGCCCCCUUGGAGCCAGCACAGAAGGAGUCUGAGUGGUCUGCUCAUUGGAAGACCAUGCAUCUGUUUGCCCAGUACUUCAUGCUGGGAAGCAUAACAUGGAAUGCCUCUCUGUUCCUUAAAACCAACCCAAGUAUCCGUGGAGUAUUUCUUAAUGGGGAUAUCGUGGGGCAGGGUUGGAGAUACUGUUACACCUGUGAGACACACACUCCUCCCCGAUGCUCACAUUGUUAUGACUGCAACGUGUGUGUCCUGCGUCGAGAUCACCACUGUGUCUUCUUCGGCCAGUGUGUAGGCUUCCGCAAUUACCGCUACUUCUUGAGCUGUCUGCUGUUCAUGUGGGCUGGUCUGCUGUACGCUGUGGUGAUGAACGCUGAGGUCUUCAUCGUCAUCUUGAAGGAAGGUGUUACCUUUCACAGCUUCAUGCUGCUCAUGGUGCCAUGGAUUAUGCUGGUCACUGGUCAGGUGACAGCGCAAGCAUUCACCUUUGCCUUCAUUGCUGACACCUGUGUGGUUGGCUUCCUGCUGGUCUCCGCCUUCCUCUUUUUCCAUGUAGCGUUGAUGCUGAGAGGGCAGACGACGAGGGAAUGGUAUUCAACCCGGCGACCUUACAGUCUCGGAGUGCUCGCCAAUGUCCGUGAGUGCUUGGGUGAGCACUGGUAUAUCUGCUGGCUCUGUCCUCUCAUUCCCUCCACCCUGCCCGGCGAUGGCAUCUACUUCAAAGUCACUGGCUCUCUUGAACCAAUGAAGUGAAGGCUCUGUGCAACUAAUUUGGCUCUAAAGCUGAAGAGAUUCUGAUGUUCUUUAUAUCUAAAAGUGGAUGCAGUUGAUUUUACCUUCAAAUCCUGUUGUGGAGACUGCAUUAACUUUAGGGUCACAAGCAGUAAAAUUGGUUCUGUACAGCUAUCCAUAAUAAUAUGAAGACAGAGCUAUAGAUAAUGAGAAGCCAGGGAAGGAUUCCAUUUAAGAUUAGUAGAUUUGAAGCACUGAUUACACUAACUGUGCACUGAGUGAAUAUUCUACCAGCUAUCUUUAAACAAUUACCAGCUAUAUUUGCAUCUUGGGAACCAGCAAGAAUCUUCAUUUUAUUUUUCACAAGUUAUUUUGCCAAAUCACUGUAUAUAUAAAUGGUUUAUGAUUCACUGUUGAUUUUGAUUUGAUAGAUAUCUAUUGUCCUUGAGUAUAAUGUGAUGUAGAUCUUGCAUUUAAUGCAUAUAUGUUAUUGUCCCAGCACAUUGUAAUUAUAAUAUAAACCAACUGAAUGCUAUUGUGCUGAAAGGAUUUAGUCUUGGAUGCACUUUAUUUUUAUUUACUCUAUUGGGUUUUCUUUUACAUUUUUUUCAUUGAUGUGCCAAAUAACAUGUUGAAAUCUAUAUGCCAAGGUAUUACUGUUACUUUUGAGUCUAUGUACCAUUCAUCUAAGGGUUAUGUUAGAGUUUACUCAGAGAAACAAUAAAAUAAAUAUUACUCAACUGUGACAA
Ictalurus punctatus (channel catfish) is the source of this 2071-nucleotide messenger RNA. It is a transcript of the gene zdhhc24, whose product is annotated as zinc finger DHHC-type containing 24. NCBI's taxonomy places the organism in Eukaryota, Metazoa, Chordata, Actinopteri, Siluriformes, Ictaluridae. The record is from RefSeq and is a predicted model, not a curated record. Gene Ontology annotation, molecular function: protein-cysteine S-palmitoyltransferase activity. Gene Ontology annotation, biological process: protein targeting to membrane; peptidyl-L-cysteine S-palmitoylation. The transcript has 3 exons. Gene Ontology annotation, cellular component: Golgi apparatus; endoplasmic reticulum. The coding region runs from base 459 to 1343 and encodes 294 amino acids.